This is a messenger RNA of Botrytis deweyae, 2271 nucleotides long. RefSeq lists its product as uncharacterized. The record is from RefSeq and is a predicted model, not a curated record. Gene Ontology annotation, biological process: intracellular signal transduction; protein phosphorylation. The transcript has 4 exons. Gene Ontology annotation, molecular function: ATP binding; protein serine/threonine kinase activity. NCBI's taxonomy places the organism in Eukaryota, Fungi, Ascomycota, Leotiomycetes, Helotiales, Sclerotiniaceae. The coding region runs from base 1 to 2271 and encodes 756 amino acids.
AUGGCUGAACCUCAAGAAUCAUCGUCGUCUACUCAGACGGCCCCGCUCGGCUCUACACCUUUCAAAUUGAACGGCAAAUCCUCUACUGAAGGUUCCCCACAAGUCCGGUUCGCCGCGGUCAACGAGCAAAUAGCACCGGAUGCAAGCUUCGCUGGUCUGGAUCAUAGCACGGCUACGCAGAACAUGUUAAAUAAGGAGCAGGUAGAUUUAGAUCAGUUAUCGAAAACCCUUCAAGGAACUCAUCUACAAGAACGUCGCAUGAGCCAUUUUGCAUUCGAGCCUGUGUCUCUACCAGCUUCGAGAAUACCCUCAACCGAAGAGAACUCGCGAGAGGCUAGCCGAUAUAACACACACAGUUCUUCGAGUCGACCCUCUCCCCAUCAAAGUCCUCGAACAUCAUCCAUGCAUUCUCCACCCAUAACCCCUGCUGCAACACGAUCGAGAGAUGCUCCGACCGAAGCAGCAAAGGGGGUUCCAGUCCAGAAAGUAGCUGCGGAGGGGGAUCCGGCGGCUAUGACACCUCAGAUUUCACCACCUAGAACCUCACCCUCAACUACAAACGCUGACGCGUCUCGACCUGGAUCUUCUGGACAAAUAAUGGCUAGCCCUAAUAGCAAUUCUAACGAAUCAUCAAAACCACAUCAUACUUUUUCGAUUGGUCCUACUGCAAACGAUACCUCCGUUCCUGCAUCUCGAGAACCCAGUCCCGCCCGUUCUGCUACUCCCUCGGCCUACAGCAGACCCUUUACACCAGCCGGUGAUAUAGAUGAUCCUUACGCCGCAUCUAGAAGAGUCCCGCAGCCCAAGAAUGCCGAAGCUAUUGAGUCGAGGUUCAGAUUUGGCGCGGUAGGCGCAAAAAACCGACAAUCUCCAAGCUCAUCCACAACUAGCUUGCCUAGAUCCUCCAGAAGUGCGGCAGAUGGAAAGACACCGGCACAAGGUGUCGAGAAACGACAUACUGGAUUAUUCGGACAUAAAAAUCAUUUAUCAGGUGUCCACGAUGAUAGUGCAUCAACAAUACACAAAGCUCACGGUUCCAUGUCAGAGCUCAAGCGAUUCUUGAAAAUUGGUCAACAUAAAUCCAAGCGUGCUGGCUCUCCAACACCAUCUACUAAAUCUGGCAGCUCAAUAAAUAAAGCAUCACCAUCUAGCAAAGGGCAGCAGCUUCCAUUUGGUGAUGACCACGGGCUAACUUCGAAAUAUGGCAAGUUUGGAAAGGUUCUUGGAGCUGGAGCUGGAGGCUCCGUACGUCUAAUGAAGCGAAGCAGUGAUGGUAAAACAUUCGCCGUGAAGGAGUUUCGCGCCAGACAUUCUUAUGAGUCAGAAAAGGAAUACACGAAGAAAGUAACUGCCGAAUUUUGUAUAGGAUCAACUCUACAUCAUGGUAAUAUUAUCGAAACAUUGGAUAUUGUGCAAGAGAAAGGAAAAUGGUAUGAGGUUAUGGAAUAUGCACCUUACGAUCUAUUUGCCGUUGUAAUGACUGGUAAAAUGUCGAAAGAAGAGGUUACCUGCUCAUUUCUUCAGAUUUUGAGUGGUGUCACAUACUUGCAUAGUAUGGGCCUAGCCCAUCGAGAUCUGAAGCUUGAUAAUGUUGUGGUUAACCAAUAUGGUAUUAUGAAGAUUAUCGAUUUUGGUAGUGCUAGCGUGUUCUUGUAUCCCUUUGAAGGAGGCAUCACGUUAUCCAGUGGUAUUGUUGGCUCCGAUCCUUACCUCGCUCCAGAGGUGUAUGACGAGAAGAGAUAUGACCCACAGCCAGCUGAUAUCUGGUCCCUUGCAAUCAUCUUCUGCUGCAUGUCUUUACGCCGAUUCCCAUGGAAAAUGCCUAGAAUGACGGAUAAUUCCUUCAAAUUAUUUGCCUCUCCUCCAUCACCAAAAACAGAACAUCACAAUGGAGCAACCACACCAGCCACAAAGGAGUCGGAUACCAAAUCCUCUAAUUCGAAAAAUGGUCCCAACGGCUCCGGUUCUGAUGUUGACAUGCUCACCUUGAUUAAUUCCAUUGAAUCAAGGAAGCCUCCUGAGCCACCAAAGCCAGAAGUGAUUAAAGGACCAGAUAGAUUACUCCGUCUCCUACCCAGAGAGAGUAGGGAAAUUAUCGGAUUGAUGUUGAAGCUGGAUCCAAAGAAGAGAGCUACGAUGGCACAGAUACUGGAUAAUCCCUGGGUAAGAGAUACAGUGAUUUGCCGUCAAGACUCAGAUGGCAAACCCAUAUCGGCUCCAGGCCAUACACAUACUCUUGAGCCACCAACACCACCUCCUUCCUCAAAAUAA